AUGGCCGCCAGGGGCAAGAAGGCGUCACGAAAUGGCCCAACUCCUGCGGCGAAGGUGGCCGCCGUGGCCGGUGACGGUAAAGACGUACCGGAGAAAGCCGGCGGCGGCAAAGACGGACCUGAGAAAGCCAGCGGCGAAGGCAGGUUCUUCUGCUGCUACCUCCUCCGGUCCCUCUGCCCUCGCAGCAAGAGCCGCACAUACAUCGGGUUCACGGUGAACCCGCGGCGGCGGAUCCGGCAGCACAACGGCGAGCUCCGAUGCGGCGCCUGGCGGACCAAGCGCGGUCGCCCCUGGGAGAUGGUGUUCUGCAUCCAUGGCUUCCCCUCCAACGUCGCCGCCCUCCAGUUCGAGUGGGCGUGGCAGCACCCGACGGAAUCGCUGGCCGUUCGCAAGGCCGCCGCCGGCUUCAAGUCGCUCGGUGGCAUCGGCAACAAGGUCAAGAUCGCAUACACCAUGCUCAACCUCCCUUCUUGGGAGAACCUGAAUCUGACGGUGAACUUCUUCUCCACGAAGAACAUGAAGUUCACCGUGGGCUGCCCGGCCCUCCCCUGCCACAUGAAGACUGUAGUUAGUCCGAUGGAGGAUCUUCCUUGUUACGACGAGGGCAUUCCAUCCGAGGAGGAUAAGGAGCCUACAGAGGAUGAAGAGCCCGAUGCGACUUCCGAUCAUGGUUUGCAGCCACUGGAUUCAGAAACCGGAACUGCAGGCGGUGAAUCAGACACUGAUGAGUUUGCUCCAACGGAACGGAGUGGGGUACUUUGUAGACCAAGAAUUUCAGAAUCCUCUGCGCCGCAGCUAAUGGAAGAAGAAACCAGAAUUGCAGAGCGUGAUGCUGAAUAUCCCAUUGAUGACCUUGGUUACAUGGAAUGGAACAGAAAUCCCGUUGGUGACCUCGGCUAUAUGGAGUGGAGCAGAAUUCCCGAGACAUUGGAGUUGCACGAAUCUGGAGCAUCACCUCGAUGCUCCUCGAGCUCGUGCAGCGAUGCUGUUGCUCGAAGACCAGUACAAUUUGUGUCAGGGCAAUCAUCUCCAGUGUCGAAGGCAGGACCAAAUGAAACUGAUGUGGUAGACUUGGUUACCCCAGUUGGCCGGUUUGCUAGAGAUUGCAGCAAAGCGGUCAGCAUUUGCCCCAAGAUUAUUGAUCUGACAAACUCCCCUAUUGUCAUUGAGUUAUAAUACUUUGCUGGGCUGACCCAGUACUAAAUCUUGUGGUAGUCAAAUGUUACCAGAGAAUAACAUACCAGAUGAGAAUGUACAAUAGGCAAAUUAGUACAAGAACAUAGGUGUUGAGAACUGGACAAUUGAGUAGUCUUUUCUUGAGACUGAUAA
Molecule: messenger RNA, 1329 nt
Organism: Lolium rigidum
Lineage: Eukaryota; Viridiplantae; Streptophyta; Magnoliopsida; Poales; Poaceae
Exons: 4
Coding region: 1-1176 (391 amino acids)
Biological process (GO): double-strand break repair via homologous recombination
Cellular component (GO): Slx1-Slx4 complex
Molecular function (GO): crossover junction DNA endonuclease activity; 5'-flap endonuclease activity
Source: RefSeq, a predicted model, not a curated record